AUGCUAAACAAAACAACCUCACCCUCUUCAUCUUCCUCUCCAGAAUCACCACCCUACUAUAAUAUUUCCUCAGAUAUUGAACCAUUUGACCCUCACUCUCCAACUCUGGCUCAGCUCCAAACACGUGCUCUGGCCUCUCAACAGCCAACACAAUCCAUACCUGAACCAGAAGUCACCUUAUCACCCACAGAAGAACCAAACACAACCACAUCUGACCCUCCACCAUCUGAAACAAUUCACGCUGAAUCACAACCACCCCACUCUGACAUACCCCCACCAAGUACAUUCGCUGAACCACAAACUCCCACACUCAACCUAAGCCCUCCCACUUCUCCACCCCUAGCCUCUGAACCUGAAAACACCCUUCCAACCCUUGAGGAAGCAAUAAUGGUGUUUGCAGAAGCUUCAGUUGACAAGGUCAAAGUGAUUAGUUGGAUGACCUCUGAAGCCUUUAAGCUGAAGGGCCUCUCUGAGCAAGUCCGUAACAACUUCGUCAGAGAUGCUGAGAUCCGACUUCAGGAGCGCCUAGCCAGAGAAGCUGAGGAGCGAGCACGCAAAGAAGCAGAAGAGAAAGCCAAGCAAGAAGAACUGCAAAGGAUCAAGGAAGCUGAAGCCAAAGCUCUAGUUGAUGCCGCUGCUGCCGCUGAAUCUGAAGCACAAGCCAAAGCUGCCGCUGAAGCUGAAGCACGCCUAGCUGAAGAGUCUGCCACCAGGGUAGAACAGGAUGCUCUGACUCAGGGGGAGUCCUCCACUUCUGUCCCUCUGGAGAGUAGCUAG
Molecule: messenger RNA, 777 nt
Organism: Lathyrus oleraceus (garden pea)
Lineage: Eukaryota; Viridiplantae; Streptophyta; Magnoliopsida; Fabales; Fabaceae
Product: eukaryotic translation initiation factor 4 gamma-like
Exons: 3
Coding region: 1-777 (258 amino acids)
Source: RefSeq, a predicted model, not a curated record